AUGCAUUUCAGUUGUCUUCCUACAGGUCUCAAUUGGAGAGCAUCAAUAAUUAGUAGUUUAUUAAUAGUUAAAUCUCAAGUGAAUAGUUCAACUAUAGAUUUCAAACAAGGAGAUACUAUCACAAUACCAAAGGAAACCGAUUCUAUUUUGUUUAUUGAUUAUAUACCAUUGAAGGAUGUAAUCGGUUUAAAGGAAUCAAAUGUGAGAUACAUUCAAUUUAUUUGUGAAUUCGAUGGUUCAAAGUUUGAAUCUCAAUAUCUUCCGAGUUCUAUGGACAAAUUGAGAUUGACCAGAGCAUCCAAUAUUGAGGUGGGUUCGAUUCCAUCGACUGUCAGAAUACUGGAGAUCAAUAAACACCAUAUCAAACCAGGAGUGUUACCAGAGUCAAUAAGAAACUUAAUUCUCACUGGAGAAACGCAAUUUUUUGCUGUACCAAACCCUGAUAUUGUGCCAGGUGUUGUUCCCUGUGGUACAGUUCAUCUGUGUCUCAAUCAGAGAGUGAUGCCUGAUGGUUUGAUUCCACCUAGUGUAAAGUCACUGGUUACCGUAAGCCUACAGAAUUUGCCAGCAACCAUUGAAUCAAUCGUUCUUGUCAGAAGAGAUCAAGUAAUGAGAAUCGAACCUGGACAACUGCCACCCGCUCUCACCAGUCUUGAUGCAUUGUCCAUGAAAUGCGAACUGGUUGUUGGUUCCUUUCCAAUUGGCUUGAUCAAGUUAAAGGUAGACUCUGACCAACUACUUCCUGGAAUCAUUCCGAGCACAGUUACCAAGUUAACAAUCAAAACCUACAAACCAUUGCUAGCCAAUGUAAUUCCAGAUUCGGUUACCAAUUUGACUUUGAACAACUAUGGUGUAUUCGAGCAUCCACUUACUUCCGAUAUAUUACCAUCGAGCUUGAAGAAGUUCAAGCUUAAAGGACAGCAAAGAAAUCACUUGUACGCGCUACCUAGAUUACCAUCAACACUGACACAUCUUACUUUGACUCUGUCAAUUCUCGGAGCACCUUUUACAGCUGAGAGUCUACCAGCGACUUGUCACACCCUGAAAACAAGCAAAGAUAAUUUCCUCCGCUUUUUCUCAGACAUGUCUAUCUUCCCAGAAACUCUUGGAGACAUCACAAUCAUCAGUCCAAACAACAAUUCUCUUGUAAGUGAAACACCCGAACAACUUAAGAUACGUCGUAUUUCAAAAUCAGACUAUCUUUUGAUUGGUGACAAGCUUAGUUCUGGAAUAGUUAAUAAUGAUUCUCUUCUCAAAUUAUUAUCGCGAGAUAAACAAACCUCGCAAAAUGUACAUCGUUCCUACUUGGAAUAA
Messenger RNA from Heterostelium album PN500, 1314 nucleotides. RefSeq lists its product as uncharacterized. The record is from RefSeq and is a predicted model, not a curated record. The coding region runs from base 1 to 1314 and encodes 437 amino acids. The transcript has 2 exons. Lineage: Eukaryota; Evosea; Eumycetozoa; Acytosteliales; Acytosteliaceae.